Messenger RNA from Prosopis cineraria, 802 nucleotides. RefSeq lists its product as uncharacterized. Lineage: Eukaryota; Viridiplantae; Streptophyta; Magnoliopsida; Fabales; Fabaceae. The transcript is spliced from 3 exons. The record is from RefSeq and is a predicted model, not a curated record. The coding region runs from base 188 to 802 and encodes 204 amino acids.
AGAAGAUAGAACGCUCUCUUGGGUAUCAAUUUUGCUCCUGUGGGUUCGUAAUUUUAUGAGCCUUUUCAUCUCCGCUUCAUAUAUAGUGUUCCAAAGUCUUCAAUCCAAUCUGGGUUUGUUGUAGUUUUGGUUAAAAGUUCAUCCUUUACUAAUUAUACCGAAAUUGGAAUUCAAUCUUGGCGGAAAAAUGUUGGCUCAGCAACAAAACCCACAUGCGCUCUUGUGCUCUCUGCAACAGCAACAAAUUGAUUCGAAGGAAAUAAACAGUGAAGGUGAAGCGGAUGUUAAAACAUUCUCAAUAAGACAGUAUGCUCUUGCUUCCCGUCAGAGAAAUCUCCUUCAAAGCUGGCCAUUUCCAGAGAAAUACCUGCAAAUGUGUCUUGAUCGAGGUCUGAGAAAUGUGUUGCCACCUUUCGUGCAGCGUAGUGAUGACUUGGUUUCUGAGUCAUCACAUAAUGACUUGCCAAACUUGAAUAUUGCUCCUUGUGAUCAAGAUUAUGAUGCUAAGAAUGUUAGAGUUUUCAAACCUGAAUCAUCACCAGAACAUCAUUAUGAUCCCCUUGAACUGAAGAAGCAGAAUAUUACGAACCACAGUGAUUCUGGUCUGUUCUCCAAUAAGGAAGAAAGAUCAAAAGCGAUGAUGAGCAGCCUGCAGGAAGUGGGUGUGAUUUCAGUUUCACCCCGAGUUUGUGUCGAAAAGAGCAGCCAAAUGCUGAAUUUUUCAUCAAAGUCAGCCAAGUUGGACAGAAGAAGAAGAGAAGAAAAGGAAGAUGCAAGAAAAGGUCAAUGGCGGAUAUUCUAG